Molecule: messenger RNA, 582 nt
Organism: Caenorhabditis bovis
Lineage: Eukaryota; Metazoa; Nematoda; Chromadorea; Rhabditida; Rhabditidae
Source: the annotation of a GenBank genome assembly
AUGGACUGCGCGGCAAUUUGCCUUCUCACGACUGCGGUGCAGUUCAUUCCGCUGCCAUCGACAAUUAACUGCACGUAUUGCGUUGAAGCUAGAUCAACUUAUGAGCAUUGCUUCAAAGAUGUCAUCGACUGCGCAUACCGUGAUCCCAGCUCUUUAAUUAUUUGCCUCAAUGUUUAUGAGAAAAAUGGAGGAGACCCAGCAAUUAUUCAACAUACAAUCCGAUGCAUUUCAUAUCAAGACUAUUACGUAGAUGACGAAUCAAUCCGACAGGUUAGCAGUGGGGGCUCGUGUGCGUUCGAGCAUAUUCAAAAAUGCGAGUGUGAUGUCUGCAGAUCGCCGACAACGACCACCACAAUUCCCGAAACAACCACACUUAUCCAUUCGGGACAUAGAAAGAAGCAUCACCAUCAUCAUCACCACCACGAUGAAACUCAUAAUCAUCACAAGCACGACACUUUGGUAUUCCCCAACAAUUCAUUUGCCCAGAAAUACCGAGACAGCGGCUAUUAUUUGAUGUCGGCCAACAAUAAUAAUAUAAUGCUUAUCAUCACAUUUUGUAUACUUCUCUUUAUUCAAAUUUAA